CAGAGAGAGAGACUACGGAGAACAUUUACCAGUGUCGACGCAACUUCUGUCGAGAGCAGCUCCAUGCGACCGACGAUUGUAGUUGAUGAGUUUCGCGGAUUCUGCGGGCGCGUGUGAUUUUGUUUUGUUUUGAUUUCUUUGUUGACAGUUCGGGCCCAGGUGAGACGAUUUCUCUUCUGAAGCGCUGGACAUUCCAUAAAAAUGGAUAAAACUGGAAUAUAUUUGGUCACCGCAUUCUUCUUCUUCUCGGUUACUUCUGCAAUGAGUCAGUUGGCUGGCAAACUGCAAUCCUGUUCGAUUGAAGGGGAGAGAGUUGCCGUGGACAGCAUCGUGAAGGGAAGGUGUUUUUCCUGUACAUGCAAGAACGGAUUUGUUUGGUGUAGUGAUGGUUGCCCAAAAACUGACGGUUGUCACUUGCUGGUUCAAGAAGAAGGCUGUUGCAAGCGAUGCAAAGGAUGCAUUCACAAUGGAGUUUAUCAUGCAAGUGACACGGAGUGGCAAGACAGAUAUUCUCCCUGUACAGUGAUGAGAUGUGAAGCGGGAGUUGUGACGGUUUCUCAACUCCGUUGUUUCACACCUUGCGCCAAUCCUCUACCACCAGAACCUGGAAAAUGCUGUCCAACUUGUCCUGAAUGCAAAAUCAACGACCAAAUAGUAACAGAAGACCGUGAGGUGACCUUGGACGAUCCUUGUUUGAAAUGUCGGUGCAGUGCAGGAAAGAUGACCUGUUCCAAGAAGGCUUGCCCCGUUCUCCAAUGCACACGCCAACGACAGUUUGAUCCACCAGGAGAAUGUUGCCCCAUAUGUAGAGGCACCAGAACUCUGAUUCCUCCCAAAAACACCUGUACACUGCAAACAUCAUUCUUCAGAGAUGGUGACACCUUCAACACCGACAAAUGUACUAAUUGCACCUGCACGAAUGACACUUCAAUCUGCAGGAGGCCUACGUGCCCUAUUUUAGAUUGUACGCCAGAAUUGCAAAUAUAUCCAAAAGGAAGCUGUUGUAAAGUAUGUCAACAACCAGAAGAAUCCAGGUCCAGCUGCUACCAUAAUGAAGUAGAGUAUCAGGAUGGUCAACAAUGGAAGCUGGAUGCUUGCAAGUCCUGCAUAUGUCAGAGAGGAAUGCCUAGUUGCGUCAUCACCAGGUGCAAUACCACUUCAAUAGCCUGCUCGGAUGGAACCAGAUUAGUACGACUACCAGGAGAAUGUUGUCAAAAGUGUGUAGAAGUUGAAGCUGCUUGUAUGGUGUUUGGAGACCCACAUUACAAAACUUUCGAUGGUCGAAUAUACAGCUUCAAAGGCGUGGGAAAGUACCAACUAGUAGCCGACUGCUCUGACAACACCUUCUCGAUACGCGUCGCCAACAUCCUGAACCAGAGUUCUUCUUCUCUCACCAAACGUGUCGCCAUCAAGUAUCUCAACAACCGCAUCAAUUUGCAGCAGAAAGGAAGGAUAAAAUACAACGGCACCAUCAUAAAACUGCCUUUUAAAAUCGAGGGAAAGUUCCACGCCGAGAAAAAGAAAGAAAACUCCGUAGAAAUAACCUUGAACAACGGUGUGAAGAUUUUUUGGAACUUCCGGAGCUUCGUAGAGGUUGUGGUACCUCCAGCUUUCAAGAAUAAGGUUUGCGGGCUAUGCGGAAACUUCAACCGCGCUGUUCAAGACGACUUACGUACCAAAAGUGGUCGAGUGCUGUCAGAUAAGGAAGUUCUGGCGUUCGGGGCGUCUUGGUGCAUAGGAAAAAAAUCAGAAUGCGGGAAGAAGGUUCGGCAGAACAGACCGGCCAAGCCGAUGAAGAAGAACAACUGCAAAAUGUUCAACAACGACACAUUUUCUGCUUGCCACUCGAAACUGAACUUCAGCAAGUACUACAGGGCCUGCAAAAUGGACAUGGACCAUUGUCACAAGGGCUACAACUGCUACUGCGACAGUUUGAUGGCCUACGCCAGAGAAUGCAACAGACUAGGCGCAGAGUUGGGGAACUGGCAGAAACACACGUUUUGUGAUCACAACAGCCUCAGGCGAAAAAAGAAGAGGUUCCACAAGGCGCAUAGGCGCCAAGAGGCGCAGUUGCUGAGGCAGUUGCCGAAAAUGUUGAAUCGAACAAGGAGUUCAAAAAGUCCCGUUGGGUUGACAUGAAUCUCCGACAAUUUAGAAAGCUAGUCAUUCUCAGUAUUUACCAGAUCGCCUGUAGAGUAAAAAAGUGUAAAUAUUAUUUAAAGUAUUAUUGAAGAAUUUGGGUUUUUGAGAUGGAACGUGUCACUUGGUUGGAUCGAAUUUAAUAUUUGCUGUCGAAUUUAUUUGAAAUUGAGAUCCUGAGAGAUUUCACAUCAGGAAAGGUGAAUUUAAGAAGAAAUUAUGUUGAUAUAUACAUUUCCAAGCCAAGAAAUGACUUUCAAAAUAUGAGCACCUUGAUCAGAAUGCGUAAUUGUUGCCGCUUACACCGUAGCUUCAUGGAAAGCUUCAUUACUACUGAUGAAGCUACGCUGUUGGCAAAUCACGUCUAGAUAUUCAGUUUGGCACGAAAAAUUGGGGAGUUUUUUGUAUUUGUUUUGAAGAAGACAUUUUAUAAGAUUGUUUCUACUAUUUCUAGAGCUUGUUUGCCAGAACAAGUUAAGGAGUUUUCACAUUAUCGAGGCACACACUCUAAUUUACUGCGCAUUAGUAAAGAAUAUCAUUGAAGUUAUAUGUUAUUAUUUCCACAAAACCAGAUGUUUUACGAGCCCUUUCAAUUGUGUUCCCAAAAUGAGAAUUAAAGUCAGUUAUUUGAUGAACUUUAAGAUGAUUUCGGCCAAUCAUGACACAGAUAAACUCAUUUGGUGUUUUUAAUCUAGUAUUAGAUAUUAUAUGACAUUUCACCAAGUUGAAGUGUAAUUUUUUAGUUGAAGACCAUCUGAUAAUUCUAUCGAUGCCAUUUUGCAAAGAGAGAUAGUUAUUUAUGCCUUUCAUUUUGGCAAAUAGUUUGGAGUCAUCUGUAUAAAGACGGUAUGAACUGUUGAUUUUCGGCACGAUAUCGUUAUUGAAUAAUAAAAAGGAGAGGGCACAAAUUUGAUUCCUAUGGUACUUCAUAUUCCAGCAAGUAGCUAUGUGAAAUUUCUACACGAUACUCAUAUUGAAAUAUCGAUAAAAAUUUGCAUACAAAAUGAAUUCAUAUGAUUCAGUAAUGCAAUUAGAAAAAUCAAUAGUUACACAGAUAUUUGUAUUACCCUUCUUGAAAAGUGGUGUCGAGUUGCCGAUUCAUCUGGAAAACGUAAUAGAAUUUUCUACACAUUUGGAAAGCAAUUUUCAAUUGGAAAUAAAUCAGGAUUUUUUGACAUUGAAUAUACACAAAACAAAUUUUGAACGCUCAGUAAAACAAUUAGUGAAACUAUUGAAGGAAGUGGUUAUAAAAUGAUUUUUAGUUGCAUAUUCCUACUUUACUGUGAGGUAACUUUCUUGAACCAGAAUAUGUACUCCCUGAAAGUUUGUAAUUUAUAUUGAAGUUGAAAAAUUAAAAUUUUACAAUUCCUCUCAUUUUGCCUCGUUUUUUGGAAUGACAGAAGAUUCAUCAAAAUUUUCUCAUCAAUUUUCACAAAAUAUCAUUUGUUACUAUUACCAAAUCUGGAAAACGUAAGUGACACGUCAAUCCAUCUAUACUUUGUCCAUAUAAUUUCACAAUUAUUUGUACCAAAGACAUUCUGUAUUUUUGCUAGACGGUCUGUUCUGUUAAAUAGUUUUCUUGUGAACAGUUUUUUUGUAUAUACGUUUUAGUAUUCUUAUUUUAUGUACGAAGAUCUCUGUGUAAGCAUUAUAGCUUUUAACAAUUCAAAUCAAUCGUUCCUAAAUAUAUAGGUAUGUGUAAAAUUAUAAAGAUUGUAGCUAAGUUGCUGUGAAAUCUGUGGUUAUUGAAUAUUGAUAAAGGGAAGCGAAGAUGAGAAAAAAGCGAACUGCGUUAUUACUGCUACUGAUAAAUAUUUUCUAUACAAUCUUGGAUGUUUUUUCAUAUUCUUCCUUCUUACCUGAUGUCCAGUUAUUCAUGUUGAUGAAUAGAUUGAGUGAGUUUAUGGAAUUGAUGAAAAUCUUGGAAAGAAGAUACAUUUCGGCAUCAAAAUCUAAAUUUUGUACCUAUGCUUGACUUCCAUUUAUUUAUUGCUCCAAUCAAACGGAUGAGAAGACGAAAUUCUGUUGAUACGGAUUCUGUAUCAUCACAUUCUAUGUAUAUUCUGUUUUGACGAUACUUUUCCAACUCUUCACCAUAGGGAUUCAAAAUUUUGAUAAAAAAUUUCGAUUUUGAGAAUGCAGUUUAUAAUUUCACUUUUGAACAAUGGGUAUAUAGAAAUAUUUAUUAUGUAGGUAUUGAAAGUUUCAUCUUCCUGAAUCAAAUCAAUUCCCAAUGUCGUUGGUCAAAAAUUGAUGUUUGCUUCACUAGUAUAUAACCUCAAUAGUAGUUCACGAUGAUAUUUCAAUUGUAUAUUUCACUGUAAUAUAUUGUUUAACUGUACAAUUUUUUAUCGAUUUCUAGGUAUAAGGAUAAUUUGAAUGUAUUUAUUAAUAAAAUGCAUAGUAGAUUCUACUGUGAAAUUAUACAUACUUACCAUUUUUUUCGGUUUUCUAUUGUUUUAUUUAUUUUUCAGAAUUUGUGUUUAACAUGAUCACCUGUACUGUUGAAAAAUUGACAAUAUAUAAUUACUGGAUGGAAA
This is a messenger RNA of Leptinotarsa decemlineata (Colorado potato beetle), 4679 nucleotides long. RefSeq names its product BMP-binding endothelial regulator protein. Gene Ontology annotation, cellular component: extracellular region. Lineage: Eukaryota; Metazoa; Arthropoda; Insecta; Coleoptera; Chrysomelidae. Gene Ontology annotation, biological process: positive regulation of BMP signaling pathway. Gene Ontology annotation, molecular function: BMP binding. The record is from RefSeq and is a predicted model, not a curated record.